GAAGAGGUGGAGUGGGGGAGGCCUCUCUGCCUGCCUGCCUCCAUUCAUUUUGAUUCCGCAUUUUGUCGCUCUCCAAGCCAAAAGAAAGGGAGUUGGGGAGAUCCCUUUCAGGCAGCCUUGGAUUCCUUGUAAGAGGAGGAGGAAAAUAAAAGAAGAGGAAUAUUCAAACUUGUCUCUUUGGGAAGCCUGAUUUCUUCUCUCUGAAAUUUGUUUUUAUAAUUUUUUGUUGGGGGGGUGCGUUGAAGAUUUCCUUCCCUUCGUUGAUCUGUGGAUUUCUCCUUUUGUUGAUCGGAAAGCCCCGGCGCGCACGCACCUCCCAGCCUCUCUCUGUUUUUAUUUAGGGGGGGGAGAGAAAGAAAGAAAGAAAGAAAGGGGGGGAGCAAAAGAAAAGAUGGAGGUCGAAGAUGCGGACUGUUUGCUCCAACGCGGGAUAUGUUUGCGACUUCGGAGUGACUGCAGGCGACGCUGAGCACAACGACCGGCUACCUUUCGCCGGCCUCCGAGUCGGAAGAGGUGCUCUUUUGCAAGCACCGAAACAGGCUUUUGGUGGUUUGUUUUGUUUUGCUUUGCACCCCCCUCCCCCGGUUUCAUCCAGAGGGGGACAGAAAAAUUUGCUUCCUAAAGAGGGAGGAGAGAGAACCAUUUCUUGACUCCAAAUCAUCCCCGUAUUCCCCCCCCAUCGUUGAGUUUUUGAGGGGGGAGAGUCGGAGAUUCCCCCUCCCCAGUGUUGUUUUUUUCUCCUUGGGGAGGGGAGAAGAAUUGAGGACUGCAAACUGCCCGGCUUUUGUUUUUGUCUGUAUAUCUGUAAGAAGGCGAUUUUGUCCCCAAAGAAUCCUAACAAAAAUAGAGGAAUGAAGUCAGGCGCCGGAGGAGGGUCCCUGACCUUGCUUGGGGGGCUUCUGAUGAUCUUGAUCACAUUUUGCCUGUGGCCGGCAAAUGGAAAAAUUUGUGGGCCAAACAUUGACAUUCGGAACAAUAUGGAGGAACUGAAGCAGCUCGAGGAUUGUACGGUGAUUGAAGGGUUUCUCCGAAUUUUGUUGAUCAACCAAGCAGAGGACUUUAGCCAUUUCCGCUUCCCAAAGCUAACCAUGAUCACAGACUAUCUAUUGCUGUUCCGCGUGGCAGGCCUGGAGACCCUCAGCGACCUCUUCCCGAACCUCACGGUGAUCCGUGGCAAGAACCUUUUCUACAAUUACGCGUUGGUCAUCUUUGAGAUGACGAACCUCAAGGAAAUCGGGCUGUACAACUUGAGGAACAUAACCAGGGGGGCCAUCCGGAUUGAGAAGAAUUCUGACCUGUGUUACCUCUCCACGUUGGACUGGUCUAUAAUCUUGGAUGCUGUCUCCAACAACUACAUCAUAGGGAAUAAGCCACCUAAGGAAUGUGGUGACUUGUGUCCGGGGACAGCAGAGGAAAAGCCACUGUGUGAGAAGACCUCCAUUAACAAUGAAUACAGCUAUCGCUGCUGGACUUCCAACCACUGCCAGAAAAUUUGUCCCAGCUCUUGCGGCAAAUAUGCUUGUACAGACCAGAACGAAUGUUGCCACCCGGAAUGUUUGGGAAGCUGCACGACUCCAAACAACAGCUCAGCUUGCGUGGUGUGCCGCAACUACUACCACGAGGGGACCUGCGUCCCCACCUGCCCCCCCAACACUUACAAGUUUGAGGGCUGGCGCUGUAUCACGAAGGAGAAUUGCUCCAGAGUCCCAUCUGCGGAUCCCCUCGAGUAUGAGAGCUUUGUGAUCCACGACGAUGAGUGUGUGCACGAGUGCCCUCCUGGAUUUGUGCGCAAUGAUACUCAGAGCAUGUUCUGCAGCCCUUGUGAAGGACCCUGCCCCAAGGUGUGUGCAGAUGACAAGCAGACGAUGACCAUUGACUCCGUCACGUCAGCACAGUUGUUACAAGGAUGCACAGAAAUCAGAGGGAACCUCCUUAUCAACAUCCGCCGUGGAAGCAACAUUGCCUCAGAACUGGAGAACUUUAUGGGCUUGAUAGAAACAGUGACUGGCUAUGUGAAGAUCCGCCAUUCACAUGCGCUGGUGUCCCUAUCUUUCUUGAAGAAUCUGCGAUACAUUAACGGAGAGGAGCAGCUGGAGGGGAAUUACUCAUUUUAUGUUCUGGACAACCAAAACCUGCAGCAACUGUGGGACUGGAGUCAUCAUAACCUGACCAUCAAGGAAGGCAAGAUGUACUUCGCUUUUAAUCCCAGACUCUGCGUUUCUGAGAUCUACCAAAUGGAGGAGGUUACUGGAACCAAAGACCGGCAAAGUAAAGGCGAUAUAAAUCCGAGGAACAAUGGAGAGAGAGCCUCCUGUGAAAGCCACAUUCUGAAAUUUGUUUCCAACACUACCAUGAAGAAUCGGAUCAAGCUAACCUGGGAACAGUAUCGCCCUAAAGAUUACAGGGAUCUGAUUAGCUUCACUGUUUAUUACAAAGAAGCACCUUUCAAGAACGUGACAGAAUAUGAUGGACAAGAUGCCUGCCGCUCCAACAGCUGGAAUCUAGUAGAUGUAGACCUUCCUAACAAUAAAGAGGACAACCCGGGGAUUUUACUGCAGGCACUUAAACCAUGGACUCAAUACGCCAUUUAUGUCAAGGCUGUCAUGCUUACCAUGAUGGAGAAUUACCACGCUCAUGGAGCAAAGAGCGAGAUAGUCUACAUACGAACUAAAGCUGCAGUACCCUCCGUUCCUCUGGAUGUCAUCUCGGCUUCCAACUCCUCCUUUCAGCUGAUUGUGAAAUGGAACCCUCCCACUUUCCCCAAUGGCAACCUGUCCUACUAUCUUGUGCGAUGGCAACGGCAGCCCCAAGACAGUUACCUGGACAGGCACAACUAUUGCUCCAAAGAUAAAGUCCCUAUUCGGAGAUACGCCGAUGGCACCAUUGAUACCGAGGAAGCGACUGAGCCUACCAAGCCUGAGGGCUCUGGGGGAGAACGGGGGCCUUGUUGUGCCUGCCCAAAGACGGAGGCAGAGAAGCAGGCAGAGAAAGAGGAGGCAGAGUACCGGAAAGUCUUUGAGAAUUUUCUGCAUAAUGCCAUCUUUUUGCCCAGGCCUGACCGGAAGCGCCGAGACUUGUCCCAAAUUGCAAACACGACUUUCAGCCACAAGAACCGGACUGCAACCGUCCCAGAGCACUUUGCCAAUGAGUCGGACACGGAGGAGGGCGAGAUGGAGUUCCCCUUCUCCGAAACCAAAGUGGAAGGCCGGGAGCGGACGCUCAUCUCCCACCUCUUGCCUUUCACGCUCUACCGUAUUGACAUCCACAGCUGCAAUCACGAAGCUGCCAACCUGGGCUGCAGUGCCUCUAACUUCGUUUUUGCAAGAACUAUGCCUGCAGAAGGAGCUGAUAACAUUCCAGGACCAGUAACGUGGGAAGGGAAGGAAGAAAACACAAUAUACCUCAAGUGGCCAGAACCUGUUAGCCCCAAUGGGUUGGUCUUGAUGUAUGAAAUCAAAUAUGGGCAAAAUGGAGAGGAGAAACGGGAGUGUGUUUCAAGGCAAGAAUACAAGAAGCUUGGGGGAGCAAAACUGGCACUGCUGAACCCUGGAAAUUACACUGUCAGAGUUCAAGCCACAUCGCUGGCUGGGAAUGGAUCCUGGACUGAGCCAAUCUCGUUCUAUGUCCAACCGAAACCAGCGAAUUAUGGGAAUUUCUUGCAUCUGAUCAUUGUUCUGCCCAUUGCGGUCCUAUUGAUCAUUGGAGGACUUCUCAUCAUGCUGUAUGUCUGUAACAAAAAGAGGAACAGUGACAGGCUUGGAAAUGGAGUUCUCUAUGCGUCUGUGAACCCUGAAUAUUUCAGCGCUUCAGACGUGUAUGUUCCAGACGAAUGGGAAGUACCCCGGGAAAAGAUUACCAUGUGCCGAGAGUUGGGGCAGGGCUCCUUUGGGAUGGUGUACGAGGGGAUAGCUAAAGGUGUGGUCAAGGAUGAGCCAGAAACCAGGGUGGCUAUCAAGACGGUCAAUGAGUCGGCGAGCAUGCGGGAGCGGAUCGAGUUUUUGAACGAGGCUUCGGUGAUGAAGGAGUUCAACUGCCACCAUGUUGUGCGGCUGCUUGGAGUGGUGUCUCAAGGCCAGCCCACGCUGGUCAUCAUGGAACUCAUGACGCGUGGAGAUCUAAAGAGUUACCUGCGGUCUCUCCGGCCAGGCACGGAGAAUAACCCAGCCCAUAUUCCUCCAGCCUUAAAGAAGAUGAUUCAGAUGGCCGGUGAGAUUGCAGAUGGCAUGGCCUAUCUCAAUGCCAACAAGUUUGUCCACAGAGAUCUCGCUGCAAGGAACUGUAUGGUGUCUGAGGACUUUACUGUGAAAAUUGGAGAUUUUGGCAUGACGAGAGAUAUAUAUGAGACUGAUUACUAUCGGAAAGGUGGGAAGGGCCUGUUACCAGUCCGCUGGAUGUCCCCAGAAUCACUGAAGGACGGCGUAUUCACAACACACUCGGAUGUCUGGUCCUUUGGCGUUGUCUUGUGGGAGAUAGCCACAUUAGCUGAGCAGCCUUACCAAGGCAUGUCCAACGAGCAAGUUCUUCGCUUUGUGAUGGAGGGCGGCCUUUUGGAGAAGCCAGACAACUGUCCUGACAUGCUUUUUGAACUGAUGCGCAUGUGCUGGCAGUACAACCCCAAGAUGAGGCCCUCCUUCCUUGAGAUCAUUGGGAGCAUUAAGGACGAGCUCGAUCCAGCCUUCAAAGAGGUCUCCUUCUUCUACAGCGACGAGAACAAGCCGCCCGACACUGAAGAGCUGGACCUGGAGACAGAGAACAUGGAGAGCAUCCCCUUAGAUCCUUCCUCGACACUCCAACCUUCUGACAAACACUCAGGACACAAAGCGGAGAACGGUCCCGGCGUGGUGGUCCUGCGGGCCAGCUUUGAGGAGAGGCAGCCUUACGCACACAUGAAUGGGGGCCGCAAGAAUGAGCGCACCUUGCCUUUACCCCAGUCAUCGGCCUGCUGACCUUUCAGAACCAGGUUUUUGCAAGUACGUGCCUAAUGCACGUGCGUCAGGAGAGGGGCGGGGGAAAGAGAGCAAGCAAGGAAGCAAGGAAAAAAUGUUCAAAAGCCUACUGUACCUCGGUGGAUUUUCAGAACUGUCAUAGCUGCACACAGGAGAAUCCUCUCUUCAGUUAGAAGUUGAAAUAAUAUUUUCUCUCUUUUUUUUCAAUAUGCAAGCAGAAGAUUGUUUCAAAGCAAAAGAACUCUGUACAAUGGGGCACACACUCAGCCUUCUAAAACUCUUAACAUUGACACUUAAUAGCAGCCGAAAACUUGAGAAACUGAGGUGUGUAUCCCCUUUUCUAUCCUUCCUUCCUGCUUCAUAAUGGGAAACAUAUCUGCGUGAAGUUCAGCUGUACGGCACUUUUUUUUAUCACAUCAAAACAAAUUGCAAGCCAACAGGCAUUCUCUCUGUUCCCUCUUGCAAAGCACCUGCCUAACACCGCAGGUUGUUUAAAAAAAAAAAAAAAGCAAGAUUUAAAGAGAGAGGGGGAAAAGACUGGAUUUUUAAUGUUAUUCCUUAAUCUUUUUAGGAUCACAUUAGAGAAAAAAGGAAGGCCAUUAUUUGUCCAAGGUUGUAAACUGUUUUCAACUCUGCCAAAUUUUGCCAAAAAAUAGCUUUCUUUUAGGAUUUUUCUUUUUUUGUAGGCGUGGAGGGAGCAAAAUAAUCACAUGUUCCCUUUAAAUGAAAUGCAGACCAAUACACUCCAAUCAUACACUGGCAUUUGUUUUAAAAAGAUCAAAUUGUCUAGAUUGUUUUCUUUUUUGACUGGACAAAAACCUGGUGGUUGUUUUUUUUUACGCGAUUGAGAACAUAACAGGGUUUGAGGUUAAAUAAGUGACCCACCCUUUAAUUCUGGACAAAACUGGCAAUGGUGAGCCAAAUCAGAGGGGGAAACAGAUCUGUCUUGUGCUGAAACUCAACAGCACUCCAAAAUGGAAAUAGACAAAACCAGAAGGAAUUUCCAUGAGUUGUUCUUGCUGUCUUCGACAGACUUGUGGGGCAACACUUGAGACAAAUACACACACACACACACACACAAAGGGAGAAGAAUAGCCAAUUAAAUGGAUUCAAGCAUCCAACACUUUGUUGACCUUUUUUCUCUCUGUUAUUAAGACUUCAAAGGGUCUUGCAGUUCUAUGUUAGACCAUGGAUCAUUUGCAUACACAUUUGUCUUUUUGUGUCACUUUUAUAACUUUUUUACAGUUCAGAUAACUCAUCUAUAUGUCUGUACAGAAAAAAAGCUGCUAUUUUUUUGUUCUUUAUCUUUGUGGAUUUAAUCUAUGAGAAAUCUUCAGGUCUAGCCCCUUUUUCCUUCUUGCCACCCCUUCUUCCUCCCCCCCCCCAAUUCCCAACAAGUUUCUAAUGCUUUGUACUAUAAUGUGUAAUUUCUAUCCUUUGUCAGCCACCACUUUCCCAAGACGUGAUACCUGAAACAUGAUUUGCCAUCAACUGUUUAAUGCCUUUUAUAAAUAUAUUUCUGCUUCUCUCUCUCUCUCUCCUUUCUCUGUAUUUCACCCAUCCCUUUUCUGCUAGUUGUUUUAACAGUAUCGAGGCUGUUUGGGCUACAGUGCUCUGGGUGGGUUGAGGGGUGGGGGGGGUUGACAUAUCCCCAGUGGCACACGUGCUUGUGUCAUGCCUGGGUGUGUAGCCUUUCCCCUUUUCAACCCUCCUUUCCUUUUUCUUGCCCUUUGCCCAUACAGCACCCAUGUCUGUUACAGUGCAAGGUAUGAUGCAAACUCAGGUCAGGAAAACAAGUUUAACUAUUUUAGCACAUUCUUAUUCAGUGUUCAUGUUCAUAUUGGUGUAUGAUAGCCUUGCCCCAAUUUCCUUUUGCCCUGUUUUUGUUUUUUGGUUGUCUCUCUCAAACAACCGCACACAUAAAAGGACAUGCAUUUUAACUGUUGGGCACAACAGCUGUUGAGCUGCCAAUACCUGGCUUUUGGGUCAUUUAAAACAACAACAGAUUGAACAGUUUUUUACCAUUCCAUCCUAUGAACAACACAUCUCUUUAGUUCUCAGUGCUGGUAACUUUACAAGGUUAUGAAACACAUGUAGAAAAAAGAGGGUUGUUGAUAGUUUGACUUUGCAGAAAAUGGUGAGCGGUUAAAAGUGAAAGGAGGCUACAAGAUGUCACGAGUGUUUGGGUCUGCUGUGUGCAUGAGCAAGCUGUUCCACUGCAGUAGCUAUGAAUAUCCGUAUAAGCUCAUGCUAAUAGUUCUGACCAAAACUCCCCAAACAAAGUCAAGAGGAAGUUGUUAGCUGAGUUGCAUGCGUUUUUGUAGAGGUCCAGGAAGUUUGCAAAAUUGAGGUGCCUUAACGCUUGUUAAUUCACCUGUAUUUAACUGCAUGGAAGUUCUAUAUUAGCACUGAUCCAACCAAAGUCUGAUAGCAAAAAAGAAGGGUUGUUCUGGGAUGGAAACGUUGAAUUAAUUCAUUGGGAGGGGUGUUUGACUGAGAACAAAGAGUUAAAAUAUAAUUGCUAGAUGUGACUGGACAUAAAGAUAUGUUUGUAGUGGUUUUUCCCCACCCUCAUUUGUGUAGCUUCAGUCCCAUUAUUUCCUUUUCACCUCUCCCAUAGUUAGUUAUUUUUCCCCUGUAUAAAAAAAAAAAAAGGAAAAAAAAAGGUAUUCUAUGUAGGAUUUUUUAAUUUAUUUUUGUGCUAUCAGUUUAAAUCACUGUAGAGACGACCCAUAAUAAAUUUUAAAUACUGAGAUAAGGGUCUUUGCGUUAUGACAAGGGGACAGUUUUUUUUUUCCAAACAUGUAUCUACCUCACUCUUAUUUUUGUGUGUGUAUAUAUAAAAAGUAUACAUCUCUCAGCAGCCAACAGUAUACUGUUGAUAUACCGGUAACCUCAUUCAUUGUACAAACCACAUUCUCCAGGCUUUGGAGAGGAGAGGUCACUGCCGAAUCAAAAAGGUCACUUGAAAAAGUUUGUAGCUGCUGUUUUUAAAAACACCCACGUGUGCUUUCUCUUGAUGGUGUGUUGAGGGUUGAAAAUCAUCAGUGAUCAUUUGAAAUGAAAUCAGUAACUGCUCAUAAAUCCUGUUAAAAUGAACAGGCACGGGGAAACCCUAGUGGAAUAUGAGGAGAUAUUCCACUUGAAAAGUAGGGCAUAGUGAAAGCACAACAAACCCAGCUCAUCCAUGCUGAGAACUAACGGCUCCCUGGCAACUGUUAAUACAUUUGUUGUGUGCUAGUUGUGUACUGAAUGUGCAUGGUCACUCUGCUAAAUAUGGAUAAAGAGCUGAGGCAGAUGCAUGUCCUUCAGAUGCCCCAAGCAUCGGAAAAGCAUGUUGGAAUGAAGUGAUGCCUACCUAAUAAUGAAGUGUGGUAGGUUCAGUUCGUUGGCUAAAUCAGACAGUGAAAUGUGUUGUCCUCAAAGCAAGAACCUGCUCAGUGUACAUGUUAGGAUCUUUAGGGAAGGAGACGGGGUCCUGCCACUGUUUAACAUGAGCACUGACACAUAUUUUAUUCUGUGUAGAUUGAAUGUGCUAAGAAUCUGAUAACCCACACCUCCAAAAGUAUGUGUUGUAGGUGUGGACUCUGAUCAGCCAGUUGUCAGAUUUGUCACUAGUUUACAAGAUAGGCUAUUAGCACAACUUAGUCUGCCAGUAUAUUUUAUAUGCUGUUGACCCAAUUCUGAAAGCUGUUCCUGCAGGUAUCGCUUGCAGCAUCUGAAUGUGUUACUUGGCUAGUUUUGGAAUGUAUCCAGCCUCUAAAAUACAUGACUGUGAUUACACACUUCAGCUGUCGCCUUGAGAUAGUGUCACUGUUUAGUUCCUGUGUUUGACUUCAGGGGGAGUGGGGAGUGGGGAGAGUCUAGAACUCCUGAUGUGCUGGGCUUCCCCUGGCUUAAUGCCCUUGAAUUAUUAUUGUUAUUGUGAUCUUUUUGUUAUUCUGGUGGUGGCCUCUGUUCUCUUGCACAUAUUACAUCUCCACAUCUGUGGGGAUCCUCAGAUCGUUCAGCUGGCUAAGAGGGUUUUGUUUAAAACUGUCCAAGUUAUUAUUAUUAUUAUUAUUAUUAUUAUUAUUAUAUGUAGGUGGUUUUAAAAUAUUAGGAGAGAACACUAACAAUGUAGUGCCCAUCUAAAAACACAUUUCAGAAGCAUUCAAGUGUAAGGCAGUCACAUGACUAAGCAAGUGGGCCCAUGUGAUAAGUCAGCCUGUCUGGACCAAACCACCUCAACUCUACCAUUGUGUUCUGCACUCACAAAACAUUUUGAAUAAUUCCACGUUGGUUUCCACAGCUCUUUGUAUUGGAAUGUGUCCGUCUGUCCGUCCGUCCAUCCAUCCCAGAUCAUAUAUUCCUGGUUUUUCCCAUAUAGUCCUUCCAUUGAAAAUAAACCAUGUUUUUUAUGCAUGUCAAACGGAGAAUUCAUAUUGGGCAUGAGGCUGCGUUUUUCAGGAAGACCAUCGCCUUGCACAGGAGAGAGAACUGAUUUUAGAUCUUGAUGGGUUUGAAUUAAAGUUAUUUGGAUUCAAGCUGUAAAAAUUUCUACUUGUAUUCUUAAUAGUAUAAACUCAGAAAACUGUGGCUCCUUCAGUGGCCAGAUGUGACUGUCCAACACAGAAAUAGAUGUGCUUCAAUGAAGGAAAACAAAAUUGCAUUACCUGGUCUAUUAUGUAUUUGGUUGAGAACGUAAGAGUAGCCUUGAUGGAUCAGACCAAAGGCCCAACUAGUCUUAGCAUCUUGUUCCCUACAGUGGCCAGUUAGAUGUUUUUAAGCAGUCCACAAGUGAAGCAUUGAAGGCUGCAGACCUUCCAGUUUAUCUCCUUGCAAGCAAUAUUCAGAGGGACAUUGCAUCAGAAUCCAGAUGUUCCAUGUAGCUUUCAUGGCCAAGUUAUUGGUAAGACCUCUCUUCCUCCAUGGAACCCCUUUUUAAAUCCAUGUGAGCCAGUGGCUAUCCUUGCAUCUUGUGGCAGCAAAUUCUGUAUUUUCUUUUGUGUGUACUGAAUCUGUUACCAUUGGGUAACCCAGAGAUCCAGCAUUAUGACACGGGAAUCCAUUUUCUCCACCCCAUGCAUAUUUUCUUCAACGUGUUCCUCCUUUUAGUGUUUUAUAUUCUAAUUGAAAGGCCCUGAACUCCUUAGCUUUUCCUUUGUAGGAAAAAUGUGUCAACCUCAUGACCAUUUGGUCUGCCCCUUUCCUGCCCCCUUUCCAUCUUGAACAUACUUGUUGAGAUGGGGAGACCACAACUGUACACAUUUCAAGAGCAUUUGCACCAUCAAUUUAUAAAACAACAUUAAAAUAUUUGUGUUAUUUUUAAUCAUUUUCCUAAUAAUCCUUAAUUUGCUUCUUUCAUUGCCACUGCAAAUGACUAACCACCACAACCCCCCCCCAAGAUCUGUUCAAAUCCAAUCACUGUAUAUGUGAAGUUGGGGGUUAUUAUUUUUCCCCAGUGUGCACCACUUUACACUGAAUCUCCCCUGCUACAUCCUCUGCUGGAGCUUUUUACAGUUGCCUUGAGUGUUCACUGUCCUGAAUAAUUUGGUAUCCUUCACAAACCUGGCUACCUCAUUGCUUACACCUGGCUCCAGAUCACUUAAAAGAACAAAUAAAAUAGGUUCAGUACCAAUACAGAUUCUGGUGGGAUAUCAUUGUUAAUAUUCCUCCACUGAGACAAAUUCCCUUUCUUCCUGUUCAUGUUUCUUUAAUGUUACCAAUCCAUAAGAGGGUCUAUCCUCUUACUCCAUGACUGCUAAGUUGGUUCAGGAGUCUCUGAUGAAGGACUUUGUCAAAUGAUUUUUGGAAGUCUCAAUAUAUAAUACCUAGUUGGAUUGUCCCAAUCUACAUGUUUGCUGAAAUUCUCAAAGAAUUCUGAAAUGUUGGUAAGGCAGGACUUCAAUUUGCAGAAGCCAAUCUGCUGUUUCUGUUCAAUAAUUCUUUAUUUAAGACAUGGACCUGUCUUUUUUCAGGGCCUCCUGGCUCCCAUUGAAAAAAUUGUGGGGAGAUUGGCUACUUGCUAAUUCUCAAGUGAGGAAGCCCAUUUGUAGUGGUGUAACUUGCAUAUUUUUAAGAGAAACAAUUUCACACUUGGAGUUUUUAAAGAACUCCUGCAUGUCAGCCAUCCAGAAAUGGUGACUUGUAAAAGUCUAGCCUAUCAAUUGGCUUAGCUCUAGGAGUUCAUGUUAUGUCAAUUUGGUUUGAUGUAGUUCUUCAGAUGCCUCCCCCCCACCAAAAGUGGUCCAUCCACACACAGGUUAUCUAUCACUGAGCUCUUUCAGUGGUGCAAGAGGUGGUUUGGUUCCAGAGCAAGGAAUCUUGUAUCAAUACAGAAGUGUUGCAUGCUUGGUUACUAAAUCAUAUGUUCAUCUUGUUAUGAAAAGAACUGGACACCAGAAGCAGAGUAUGAGACAGGGCUGAUUUCCAGCUAAACUUCCUCUGCUCCUUGAGAAUGGAUAUAAGAGAAGCUAAGAUUCUGCCAAAGUUCAGUGCUGAUGCUCCUGCUGAUACAAAAAGAAUUGCCCAGCCUAAGACUGGUCAUGAGAUGGAACUGCUGUUUAGAUCUCUGGGAACUGCUAUGGGUUGUUACUACAGUCCAUGGUUAUAUGAAUGACACUCCUGUUGUUGGUAUAAUGUUCUAUAUAGUUAAUAUUUUUUUUAAAAGAUGCCCAUUCCAGUAGUCAGUAACACUUUCUUGUUUCACUCUUUUAAUUUUGUUUGUCAAUGAUGUAUUCCAUCACUGGUUAAUGAUGAGUGGAUCAAUUUGGGGCUUUUGCCGUAGUUGCAUAGCCCAGCAAUGAACUCAAUAUAUGCGACUCCACUCUUUCUGAUUUUUUUAAAAUAAUUGGUACAAACAGAAAUAACAAGAGAGAAUGUUCAUGCAGCUUGAACACUUUUUGUUUUUGCUAGGGUGCUGAAGAUACAGAACCGAUGGGGUUGUAUUCUAGAAGUUUCUGGUUGGCAUCUCAGUUUGGAAGACCAAUUGGUUCUGAGUUGAGGCACUUGCAUUUCUUUUUAAUAGUUAGUUAAUAAUAAUGUUUAUCCAAACUGAAGAAAAAAAUAUGCAAGACUGUGUGAAAUUUAUGGGGCAGAAAUACUAUUCUACAAAGACAUGGUUUGCUUGAAGUUCGGCAUAGUUUACAAACCAUGACAAUAUCUGUGCCAGGAUUCACACCUGGUUAAUUUGAAGUUUCAGAAUUGAACUCUCAAGUAUACUAUGUAGAAUUUCAUAAAGUCUAAUUACUCAUUAUAAUAUAUCUACCCUGAUCCAGAAUUCCAUGUAUACAUGGAGUUCCUGCACAUGUAGGCUGCCCUGCUCACUUUAAUGGAAGGUAGCUCCACUGAAGCAAAUGUGGAAGGCCUUCCUGGAGUGGAGAAUAUGUUCUGCAUGUACUAGAGCAUUGGAAGGAAUUGCUGGACUGGGCCACCUGACCAUAAAUAAGUGUUGCACAAGUUCCAGAUAGCUUUCAUUAGAUGUGCAUGUGGAAUGGGUGUGUACUUGUGUGUGGUUGUCAUCUUUUAAUUUUGUAUCCUUUCUGUUGACUAGCAAUCCAUUAGCAUUUUCAAUAGGGCUCUUAAGUCCAGUAGAUUACGGGUAGUCAGUUGACAAAGUUCUGGUUUACAAAACAAACUAAUUACAUAUUUCAUUGCAUUUUAUAAGUACAUAGAAUGAUUUUUAUAGAAAUGUUUGUAGUUUAUAAAUGCCUAAAAAUAAUUUAAGGGCACUUUUCUGUGUGUGUGUGUGUGUCUAAGGUUUUUUCUUUUCUUUUUUAGGAUACUGGUUUUACUAGUUAGCUUUACAAUAUGCCAAAAAAGGAUCCUGUACCAACUCUUAAAUCAUGGUUCAUUUGUUGCCCCAAUUACACAGUAAACCCAGAAUAUGUUCUGUAUCUUCAGUCACCUGGUCUUCCAGAGCCCUCUGGAUGGGUGGGGUCAUCUUCAACUAGUCAUUUCACUUAUACUGUAUGUGUGCAUGUUGGGAGAAAACCUCAUUGGUUAAGGAAACAGAACCGUUCUUGCUGCUAACCAGUCUUUAGCUACAAUUCUAAGCAUGUUUCUCUGGAAGUAAAUUCCACUGAAAUCCAGGGUAAAUGCAUCUCUGAGUAAAACACGUUUGGGAUUGGAAUGAUUGUUUGCAUUAUUUAAGUUACCGGCUUUAUUACUGUUGCCUAGGUUGAUUGAAGGAUUUGACUUCAUAGUAUGACAACAUGGUGAAAGGCCAUUUUCAAUACUUAUCACUGAAAGAAAGAAAACUUAUGUUUACGGUUUCCUUAUUGCUUCUGUUCAAGGAAAGGUGGCUUAGUAUGCAGCCCAAACAAUCUGUGUAGAGAUUUAACAGCGUUAAAGCUUUGUUUUUAACAACCAUCAAGGGUACCUAUUUAUUAAUAGAAUUAUUUAAACAAGAAUGCCGAAGAUUCGAUUUCUCUAUCCAAAUUAAACAGGCUCCAUCCCCUCUUUACCCGAAAGAUUCUGGGAUAGUUCUGUUGCCUUUUCGAGGAACAUUUUUUCCCUGUUUUCUAAACCAGUGAGGUUUGAGAAGGAAGGAUGGGCCAGAGUUCUUCUACCUCUGGGACAAAAAAAAGUUGACAAAAACUAGAAAGUGCUAUGGAACUGAAUGCAUUUGCAAACAACAUUUUCCAAGUUACCUUAAAGUUUUUUUUAAAAAAAUAAAAAAUAAAACAGUAAUAACAUGGCCAAUUUAUUACAUAAAGACUUGCUAUGUAUAAAUUAUUCCUAAAUAAAUUCCUGUGUUUAUAUUAAAAUGAAUCGGUAGAUGAUGAAAAAAAAUUCAAAAUGUUUUUGUAUAUUCUGUUGUAAGAAUUUAUUCCUGUUGCGAUAUAUUCUGGAUUCUUUACAUUAUGAAAAAAAAGAACCUUUGUCUAUUUUGAAUGGCUGAAGCUAAGGCUGCUUUAGUUUCUCUUACUCUGCUUUUUUCUAGUAGUUACAGUACUAC
Rhineura floridana is the source of this 13887-nucleotide messenger RNA. It is a transcript of the gene IGF1R, whose product is annotated as insulin like growth factor 1 receptor. Bases 852 to 4946 code for a protein of 1364 amino acids. Gene Ontology annotation, molecular function: ATP binding; insulin receptor substrate binding; phosphatidylinositol 3-kinase binding. NCBI's taxonomy places the organism in Eukaryota, Metazoa, Chordata, Lepidosauria, Squamata, Rhineuridae. Gene Ontology annotation, biological process: multicellular organism development; regulation of JNK cascade; glucose homeostasis. The record is from RefSeq and is a predicted model, not a curated record. The transcript has 21 exons. Gene Ontology annotation, cellular component: insulin receptor complex; axon; membrane.